Messenger RNA from Coffea eugenioides, 1051 nucleotides. RefSeq names its product 7-hydroxymethyl chlorophyll a reductase, chloroplastic-like. Gene Ontology annotation, cellular component: chloroplast. The record is from RefSeq and is a predicted model, not a curated record. The transcript is spliced from 13 exons. Gene Ontology annotation, molecular function: 7-hydroxymethyl chlorophyll a reductase activity. NCBI's taxonomy places the organism in Eukaryota, Viridiplantae, Streptophyta, Magnoliopsida, Gentianales, Rubiaceae. Bases 36 to 992 code for a protein of 318 amino acids. Gene Ontology annotation, biological process: chlorophyll cycle.
ACACACACUUCUCUUCAGUCCUUGCACCUUUCUCCAUGGCCGUAGUCAGUGGAACGUACUGCCCAUUUCCCUCUCCCCCCUUCUCCUUCUCGGUUGUUUCUUCCUCCAAAGAAACAAGUUCAAAUUCAAGCUCAAAGUCAGUGAAAUUAAGGGAGGACUGGAGGAAAAAGUCCAGACCAAUUCCUCCUGGUGGGGUCUAUCCAGCAAAGGACCACUGCAGUAAAUGCGGGUUGUGUGAUACUUAUUAUAUUGCCCAUGUCAAGAAUGCUUGUGCUUUUCUAGGAGAUGGCAUGUCCAGAAUUGAAGCCUUAGAACAGAUGGUCCAUGGCCGAGGGAGGAAAGCAGAUUCGCUGGAUGAGGUGUACCUGGGGGUCUAUGAGAAUCUUUUGUAUGCUCGAAAAAUUAAGCCUGUUGAUGGAGCUCAGUGGACUGGAAUAGUUACAACAAUUGCCGUGGAAAUGCUUAAAACUGGCAUGGUAGAAGCUGUUAUUUGUGUCCAGAGUGAUCCUGAAGAUAGAUUUACCCCAAGACCUGUCCUAGCAAGGACACCAGAGGAAGUCAUUGCAGCCAAAGGUGUUAAGCCGACACUAUCCCCUAAUCUUAACACCCUGGCCCUUGUUGAGGCAGCUGGAGUGAAACGCCUUCUUUUUUGUGGUGUAGGGUGCCAAGUGCAAGCAUUGAGAUCUGUUGAGCACCACUUGAAUCUGGAGAAGCUUUAUGUUCUAGGUACUAAUUGUGUUGAUAACGGAACAAGAGAAGGCUUAGAUAAAUUCCUGAAAGCAGCUAGCAGUGAGCCAGAAACUGUCCUCCAUUACGAGUUUAUGCAAGAUUAUAAGGUUCAUUUGAAGCAUUUGGAUGGACAUAUUGAAGAGGUUCCCUAUUUCUGUUUACCAGCAAAUGAUUUAGUAGAUGUCAUUGCACCAUCUUGCUACAGCUGUUUUGACUACACAAAUGGUUUAGCGGUGAGUUUUUUCUACCCGAGUCUGGGAUAGAGGCUUGAUGUUUAUGUAAUUCAUAUAUAAUGAAUGUAUAUGUGCCCAUUUGUUGUUUA